AUGACCACUGAAUUACAUUAUAUUUCCAUAGAUUAUUAUACACAAAAGGAAAGUAAUAAUUGUGAACUUUAUUAUGAAUUAAACAAUGAACAAUAUCUUGAUGAAAGAAAUAAUAAUGUUAAUUUUAAUUCAAUUGUAACAAUUGAUAAUUCUUCUAUUAUUUGUCAAAAAUUAAUUACAGAAAAAAAUACAUCAUAUGCUAUUUCAUUAAAUUUUACUAAAGUAAAAAAAGAAACAAAAUUAAAGAUGGAUUGUGAAUCAAUUAAUGAAAGAGGAUUUGGUAAUGCUAAUGGUACAAGCUACAUUGAAAAAAGGUAUUCACUUGCCUUUGCCAGAAAUAUUUUUAAUAGAUAUGAUAUAACUGAACUUUUAUUAUUAGCACAAUACUCUAGAAAUAAUCAUUAUUGUUAUGCUGUUGAUUCAAAAUCUCCUGAUCUUUAUAAACAAAUGAAAAAAUUAGAAAAAUGUCUUCCAAAUGUUUAUGUAACAAAAAAACAAUUUGAUUUUCAGAAUAAUGGUAAAUUUAUAAGUAUUGGUCAUUUUGAAUGUAUGAAAUUAUUAUUAACAAAAAAAUGGAAAUAUUUAUUUCUUCUUCAGAUGGAUGAUAUUUCAAUAAAAUCUAAUCAUGAAAUUUUACAAAUUUUAGAAACUAUGGAUUUUCCUUUAGACAUUCAUAUUAAUGAUAAUGAUGAACAAAUUAAUAAUAAGUUUGAUAAUAAUCUUUCAUGGAGUUACAAAGAUCUUGAUAUAUUUUUAAAAGAUGACCAAAGAAGAUAUGAUUUAAAAAUAAUAAAUAAACAAAUAAAAUUUAAAUCAGGAAAUAUUCCUGUUGGUAUGGAAUAUGAUACAGUAUAUUAUAUUGUUAAUAAAAUUAAUAUAAAAAAUUUUUUGAAACAAUUAAAUACAAAUUUAAAAAGACAUGAUCAAUUGACGUGGCAGACAUUGUUAACAGAUGAUAUAUUAAAUAUUCCCAAUAAUAUACCAAAAAAAUGUAUUGAUAAAUAUUAUCCAAAAAAAAGUUAUUUAUCAAAAAAAAUAUUUCCACCAAAAAAAUUUUGUCCACCUGAAAUGAUUUUUCACAAAAUGUGUAUAUUAAAUGUUCGCCUACUGAAAGCUCUUGAAAAAGCAAAACAAUUUUUUGGAUUCAUGUUUGUGGCAAAUAAAGAUUUUGGUGCAUUAAAAUAUAUAUAUAAAUCUUUAAAUAUAAAUAAUAUUCUAAGUAGAUAUAAAAGGGAAGAAGUUGAAGAUGAAGAUGAUGAUAAGAAAGAAAGCAAGAAAAAAGGUAAAGAAUCUAAGUCAAAAAAACCCAAAAAUUCAGAUGAAGUUACAAGUGAUGAAGAUGUCACUUUUAAAGAAGAAUCAAAAAAUAAAAAAGGCAAAAAAGAAAAAAAAUCAAAAAAAACCACUACACCAGAUCCUUUUGAGAAUGAUGAAGAAUUUAAAAAACUUUUAAUGGAUUCAGGAGAAAAUAAUGAUAAGAAUCUCAAAAAUAUUCUGGAUGGAAAAAAUGAUAUGAAUAAUAUAGGUUAUAUGGGUAAUAUGAAUAAUAUGGGUAAUAUGAAUAAUAUGAAUAGUAUGGGUGGAAUGAGUGUUAUGGGUGGUAUGAAUGAUAUGGGUGGUAUGUAUGGAGGAAUGCCACCUGGAAUGGGUGGCAUGGGAAUGGAUUCAUCACCGGGUUUUGGUACUGCAAUGGCUGCGAACACGAUGGGAAUGGCUGGAAACUUACUUAUGCAAAGUAUGAUGCCAAUGGGAAUGGGUAUGGGUAUGAUGCCAAUGGGGAUGGGUAUGAGUCCGAUGGGUAUGGGUAUGGGGAUGUCUCCAAUGUAUGGAGGAGGUAUGAUGGGUGGUAUGAUGGGUGGUAUGAUGGCAAACAAUAUGAAUGCUAAUAAUAACGCUAAUAAUAACGCUAAUACCAACGCUAAUAAUAAUAAUUUAAACAGUCAAAACAAUAAUAAUGGCGGCCAAGAUAACAACCAUUUAGAUUUUGAUGAUAACGAUAAUGAUAGUGGUAUUCAAGAAUCACCUAGAAAUACAACUAUCAGAAAAACUAUUGCAUCUACUAAUAUGAAAGAAGGCAAUAUUAGUAAGCCAAUAUUAAGUGGUAAAAAAGAAGAUAAUGAAGCUAAACUUAAAUCUCAAAAUUCUGUAAUUAAAGAUGUUGACAAUGAUAAAGAUAAAGUUCAUAGUGAAAAUAGAAAAAAUUCCAUAAAAAAAGAUAAUGGUGAUAAUAAAAGAAAUUCCUUUAAAUUAGGCAGUUUAAAAAGAAAAAAAAGUUUAGAAGAAAAUAAAGAAGUAAAAAAAAGUUCCUCAUUUAGUGAAGGUCUAAAAAAAUUAAGUUUAAAAAAAAAUGAACCAAAAAAAAAUGAAAUAAUACGUGGUGGAUCUCUUAAAGUGAUGGGAUCAAGCAAUAAUCAAAAUACAUUUAAUAAAGAUUUAAAUCCAGUUAUUCGUCAUAAUAGUUUUCAUGGAAUGAGACCACCAAUGUUGCCAAGACCAGUAGUAUUUAGACGACCAGGUCCAAUUUUCUAUAUGAGAAGAACUUUUGGUAGAUGA
Messenger RNA from Strongyloides ratti, 2553 nucleotides. RefSeq names its product Glycosyl transferase, family 14-containing protein. Gene Ontology annotation, molecular function: glycosyltransferase activity. The transcript is spliced from 26 exons. Bases 1 to 2553 code for a protein of 850 amino acids. The record is from RefSeq and is a predicted model, not a curated record. Lineage: Eukaryota; Metazoa; Nematoda; Chromadorea; Rhabditida; Strongyloididae. Gene Ontology annotation, cellular component: membrane.